Messenger RNA from Scedosporium apiospermum, 1944 nucleotides. RefSeq lists its product as uncharacterized. Lineage: Eukaryota; Fungi; Ascomycota; Sordariomycetes; Microascales; Microascaceae. Gene Ontology annotation, molecular function: DNA binding; protein binding. Bases 1 to 1944 code for a protein of 647 amino acids. The record is from RefSeq and is a predicted model, not a curated record. The transcript has 4 exons.
AUGGAGGCGGAAGCGACGACACAGCCGAGGAUACCGGCCUCGCUGGAAUUGUUCCCCAACGAGAUCAUCCUGCACAUCCUAUAUUUCCUCCCUCCAGAGGACAACCUCCUCUGUUUCCAGCUGCUAUCGAAGCGCCUUAACGACCUCGCGAACAAGCCGUUCCUGUGGAGGCACCACUGCAGCAACGCCUUCAAGUAUUGGAACCCCGACCACGAGUUCCAGAGGAAGCUGGAGGGCCCGGUGUCCGACGUCGACUGGAAGCGGUUGUUCAUCUUGCGAAAGCAGAGGAACGCGCGCAUAGCGCAUCUCUUUGACGGAAUACUCGCGACGAAGCUCGGUCGGUUACGGAAGUUCGAACAGAUAUGCCAUCUUGGCUACGAUGCGAAGGAAUUCUUGCUAGACCAGUGCCACGUCGACGACUCCGUUGAGGAUGUUCUUGCUAGGAGGUAUCACGCAAAUUCAAUAUUGGAUAGCAUCCACCGGGAAGUAGCCAUUAAAGAAUGGAAGUCAUUCCCCCGAGAUAUAGAGAUCAAUAACGGACAUGACACCGUGCAGACGGCUGGCGGUCGCCGCUUGAAUACGACAGUUGAGCGGUGCCUUGCCGCCUUUGACAUGUUCAUCCUCCAUGACCAGCCGGGCGAUGUGGACGAAGCAAGUAGCCCCCCUCCCCUUCCUCCCCCUCUGUGCCCCACUAUCUCACAAAUGCUCGACAACCUCGCGGCUCGAUUUCGUCGUCUUCACCCGGAUUUUGACGACCUAUCAACAAGAGACAAGGCUCUGACCUUGAAUCUCUGGCUGCGAUCACAAAAGUUACUCGGCAUGGACUCUCCUGGCCGGAAUUACCGCAGGUUACGAAACUGCUUCAUCGGCCAAGCUCUCCGAUACUCGCCUCACCAAUCCCUUCCUCUAGUAUCGAGUGCCAUCUACUGCUCCGUAGCCGAUAGACUCGGAUUCGAUGCGCGGCCCUGCCUCUUCCCUAGCCACGUCCACACAUUAGUAUUCCCUCCCUCGGGCGUAUCUCUCGAUGGCGUGCCCCUCCAACCGGUAGAGGAUAGCGAUGAACCCCCUCCUCUCCCCGAGGGCAUGCAUCUAGAUCCCUACGGCACGGACGAGGAGGUUCCUAAGAGCUACCUUCUAGCCCUGCUUGCCAACUUCGGCUGGCAAGCCAAUGCCGACGUCUUCCUCUCCUCCGCGCAACCCCGAAACCUUAUCAUGCGCCUCGCCCACAACAUCCGAGCGGCUUUCACCCCCGACCUAUCCGGCCCCAACCAGCCCGAACCCUACGUCCCCGCAUCUGACACAUCCCGCCCCACCAGCGGCAGUAGCGUCAUCAACCGCGACGCCGCCCUGCUAGCCUUCAUCUGGGCCCGCCUGAUGCUCCUCCCGCCCAACGGUCUCGAAUGGGUCGAUUCGCUUCACCGCAUCUUCGACCGCCUCACGACCUCGUGGAUCGGCGACACCUGGCUUAUCGAGAAGUACAUCUGUCCCCUCUACGAUAUGGCGGGACCUCACGGUCAGGUCUGGGAUAACCCCCGGAAUCUGGUGCAGACGAAGAGGGACCAGGAUAUGGUUAAGCUGCGCGUUCGGAGACGGAGCGAAACGACAGCGAAUAUCAGGUACAAGGUUGGUCAGGUCUUUCGGCAUAGGAGGUUGAACUUUUUGGGCGUUAUUACGGGGUGGGCGGAUGAUGGUCCGCCUGUAGCGCCGGAGGAUAUCAUGGCGCCAAUUGUCGAUACGAGCGAGAGCGGGACCGUGUAUUAUACCUGCAUGCGCAUGGAUUCCCUCAACCAGGUGAAGGUUCUCCAGCACACUAUUCUCCCGGUCUACGAUAGGGCUCAGAUCCCCGACGAGCUGUUUGAACUUGCGGGGCUUUACUUUAAACGGUUUGAUAAGAAGACGUGCAGGUUUGUCUCGAAUAUUCGGGAAGAGUAUCCUGACGAUUAA